Melampsora larici-populina 98AG31 is the source of this 1113-nucleotide messenger RNA. RefSeq lists its product as uncharacterized. The transcript has 4 exons. Bases 153 to 755 code for a protein of 200 amino acids. The record is from RefSeq and is a predicted model, not a curated record. Lineage: Eukaryota; Fungi; Basidiomycota; Pucciniomycetes; Pucciniales; Melampsoraceae.
CGCUUUGAACAGAAGAGCCAUAACAUAUAAAAUCCCUUGACCAUCUGGUCAUUUGAAUUUAUAAUCAACAUUCCAGCGAAUAUACCAUCGUCUCACACUUCAUAGCCAUCUUUGUAUCUCGGUCUCAGCUUAGGUGAAGCUUAUAUUCGAAAAUGCCUUGUAAGAAUUCCGAGUACCUCCUCGUCGCGUGCGCUCUCCUGACCGGAUCAUUGGCGGUGACCGAAAUUGCAUUGACUACUGCCGCAUCCCAACUUCUCAAUGGACAAAAGACUCAAGUUGCCGCCGCACUACCGCACGGAAUACUUCAUGCAGACCCUAUCUUUUACGCCGGAGUCGCGAUAAUUGUCGCCUCAUCUAUUGCAAUCCUCCCAUCAAUUUUAGGUAGUGUCUUUCGCCUAGCUAAUCGCUGCCCGACGGGGAAUUUCCGAUUCUUUGGGAUGGCGGCUUUUGCAUAUUUACCUGUCGUGAUAGUUGAAACCGUGAUUGGGUUGACAUGGCAUGCUUCCGUUACAUCGGCUCUGCCUCAAUUGUUGGUGAAUGAGUUAGUUGCGGGAAGUGGUACAAACCUUUACUAUCACGGCUCUAUGGUCGAGAUCGCUGUUGUUGUGAAUGGCUGGGCAGUAUUCACAAGCUUGGUCCUAGCUACGAUAUUGGAAAGGAAGAUGUUCAAGGCUACCCAACAAGAACAACAGAAGAUUUCUUCGCCAGUAUAUUUGACUAAUGAGGUGAAAGAUAGCUAUGAGGAAGGGAUUUAGCUUAUGUAUGAAUUGUCUGAGACUCUUGAUGAUUCCUUACAUAGCUCAUCUAUAUGCUCAGCCUUGGAAAAGUGUGACUGGCUUUCGGAUCUGUUUGGCUCGCCUAUCAUAUUCCAAAGCUUUUAUUUAUUUAUUUAUUCGUUCCUUUAUUCAUUCAUUCAUUUCUCUAACGGAGUUUCUCAACGCACAAACAUCAGUGGCCUCGAGUUCUGCAGACAGAAACCGGAUUUCUUGCCUUAUGUCUCCAAUUACUAAUUAUAACGAUUUGUUACUUUGUUUUCCAUUUAUUGAGCUCGUAUUCUGGAAUCUAGAGAAGAUUUCCUAGCAAAUCAUGACUGUUUGAUCUCACACAUGACCC